Alternaria atra is the source of this 486-nucleotide messenger RNA. RefSeq lists its product as uncharacterized. The record is from RefSeq and is a predicted model, not a curated record. Bases 1 to 486 code for a protein of 161 amino acids. The transcript is spliced from 3 exons. Lineage: Eukaryota; Fungi; Ascomycota; Dothideomycetes; Pleosporales; Pleosporaceae.
AUGGAUCAGAUCAAGAAGCGCAUGGAAGCUCUCCGCGUUGAGGCGGAUGAGAGCAGCGCCCGCGCCGAGGAGCUCAAGGCAACUGUCAAGCGCCUUGAAGCCGAGACAACACAGAAGGAGCAGGAGAUUACUUCGCUGACGCACAAGAACUCUGUGCUUGAGAGCGAGGUUGAGAAGCUUGAGGGGCAAGUCAAGAUCCACAAGGACGAAGCUGGUGCAGGUGCUCAGGCUGGCACCCAAGCCGAGAGCCUCCAGCGCAAGAUCCAAGUUCUCGAGGAAGAAGCUGAGGAAUCGGACAGGACGAUCCGCGAGCUCAACGAGAAGCUCCGCCAAACCGACGUCAAGUCCGGCCACUACGAACGCAAAGUCCAAGCCCUCGAGCAGUCCCGCGACCAGUGGGAAACCAAGUACGAGGAGAUGGCCAAGAAAUACGCCGACACCAAGAAGGAGCUCGACGACUUUGUCAAGGAGAUCGGUAACAUCUGA